Molecule: messenger RNA, 765 nt
Organism: Sphaerodactylus townsendi
Lineage: Eukaryota; Metazoa; Chordata; Lepidosauria; Squamata; Sphaerodactylidae
Product: nesprin-2-like
Molecular function (GO): protein binding
Source: RefSeq, a predicted model, not a curated record
AUGAAGCUCCAGCCACGCCAGCACCCCAUCUGCUGCCACCACGCGAAUCGGGGAUCACUGACCGGCUCUUCAUCUAAAGCGGCCAUCGAAGGCGAUCCAGAGGAGGGGGAAGCAGCUGUUUGCCUUUCUUCAGCCCUCAUGGACGGAUGGGUCCUAAUUCUGACGCUGCGUGGGAGUGAAGCGGAGAAGGAGAAUACGCAAAAGAAAACCUUCACUAGCUGGGUCAAUUCGCAGCUGGAAAAGCAUUCUCCUCCCUCUGCUAUCUUGGACUUGUAUACAGAUGUUGGGAAGGGACAUGUUCUUUUGGACCUGUUAGAAGUGCUUUCUGGACAACAGCUGCCACGAGAGAAAGGAUGUAAUCCUUUCCAGUGCAGAAGCAAUGUUGAAAAUGCCCUCAGUUUCCUCAAGAACAGAUCGGUCAAGCUCAUCAACAUUCACGUCGCUGAUAUCAUCGAAGGAAACCCAUCCAUCGUGCUGGGCCUCAUUUGGACAAUUAUACUGCACUUCCAUGUGAAGCGUGGCUCGGGCGCUCAGCUUGUGGUGACUCAUCGUCCCUCUCUGGACAAUGCAAACGCCGUUAGUGCGUCACCUGCAGCGAGUCCAUCUGCUGAAAGAAGCGUGAAGGCGAAAGAGAGGUGGAAGAUGUCUGCGAAGAAGGCUCUGCUGCUCUGGGCCAAGGAGCUGUGUGCCACGUACGUAACCGUGUGGUGCUUCAAUGGUGUACCUCUCAUAGUUUUCUGUAGUGGGCAGAUGGUUGGAGAUUAG